Molecule: messenger RNA, 426 nt
Organism: Lathyrus sativus (Indian pea)
Lineage: Eukaryota; Viridiplantae; Streptophyta; Magnoliopsida; Fabales; Fabaceae
Source: the annotation of a GenBank genome assembly
AUGAUUUCACUACAACCUUACAAAUUUUGUCUUCAAACACCAUUUUUGUGCUACCCUUCAAACGUUGGUAUAAAUCAACAUAAACAAACACAAACAAGCCUGGUAGCACAGAGGAAGAUUAAAGUACAUAGAAGAGAAGUCAAAUGCAAUGCAGGAGAAAAGAAAGGUGAGAGGAGAACGUUUUUGACACUUGAAGAAGCUGGUUUGGUUGAGAUGUCUGGGUUGAGCACUCACGAGCGUUUUCUGUGCCGUUUAACGAUAUCUUCGUUGAAUUUACUAAAAGUGAUAUCAGAACAAGAAGGUUGUCCAAUAGAGGAGCUCAAUGCUGGAAAGGUAUGUGAUUGGUUUCUAAAAGACAAGCUCAAAAGGGAACAGAACAUUGAUUCUGCUGUUCUUCAAUGGGAUGAUUCCGACUUCCAAUUUUAA